Suillus subalutaceus is the source of this 807-nucleotide messenger RNA. RefSeq lists its product as uncharacterized. The transcript has 6 exons. The coding region runs from base 18 to 701 and encodes 227 amino acids. Lineage: Eukaryota; Fungi; Basidiomycota; Agaricomycetes; Boletales; Suillaceae. The record is from RefSeq and is a predicted model, not a curated record.
GGGGAGGUCUGUUGUACAUGCCUGAAUCAGUCAGCUACGGUCUUGCCGUUCUAAUUGAAUGGGGAUUUUCAGUAUAUUUCUGGUUUGCGGAAGCCAUUCUCAUCUGGCGUCUUUAUGCUAUAUGCAACCAAUCCAAGUUCCUACUUUAUGUUCUAGCGGGAUUGUUCUUGCCCAUCGUCGCCCUCUCAAUCUGGAUGGACAUUUAUCUAUACAGUCGACGCAACGCGUUCUCGGUGAAAGAAAUCAUAACUCCGUACGCCAAGUACUGCACUUCUUCCUUCAACAUAGGGCCUAUGCCUGCGAUCUACACUUCCAUCCCCAUUGUGUGCUAUGAUAUCUUAUUGGUUGUUCUCGCAGUUGUCAUCCUCGUGAGGCACCUUAAGGAACGGAGGGAAAUCCCAAUGAGAGCUAAUACCUAUAUGGUUAUGAUCGUUCGGCAUCAUAUCUUGUACUUUGUCCUGAAUUUGACAAACCAAAUCUUACUGGUUAUAUUAUGGGCUCAUAUUCCGGUCCUGGCGAUGACUCUCUCAGAGACUUUCAUCAAUACCGCGCCAUUUAUUCUCGCGCCCCGUCUUAUCAUUAGUAUCUGGGAUACGCAUGCCCGUGAUGACUGCAUACAUGUCAGUACGAUGUUCGAGGACUGUCUAUGUUGGACUUCUCCGCCGAGGUUGGAGCAGCACGAAAUGGACGCCGUCGUAUAAUUCUGGCAUGCUGGUUCCUCAGUAUGAAGAAAAAGUGAUUGGGGUCAAGUGGGGCAAAUUUCUGAAUGAAUAACUUACAGUUUUGUGUAGCGCCUGAUAGUGUAGU